AUGCUUGUGCUCGACUUACCAGAUGAACCAGCACCACCUCGGCAAUACUUUGUCAGAAAUUACGAUGGGACUAUGGUUAUAUUGCCUUUUUUGUUAUUUAGGCGCUUACAAAUACUGCAGAUCAUCGUUGAUCCACUUGCUCAUAUUUGGAAUUGUUUCCUGUCUGAAGACCAACUAUCAUCUAUGUGGGAACUCCAAUUAGAUGAAAUCACAACCAGUUCUAUGGUGCUAAAUUCUAACAAGAUCAACCAGUCUCCAUCGUAUGUUCACCAAAUUGUUUUUGAGAAUAAUUGGAAUGAUAUUGAUUAUAUGAUUGUUCAGAAUGAUUUAGUCCAUCUUCAUCAAAUUAAGUGCACUAUCCCAAUAUAUAUUAAGGGUUUAAAUAUGGAAUAUUCUGUGGUAUCAGCUAGCCUAUUGUCUUUUUUGCUACAAAUACUGGAUGUUCCUCUGCUUCAUAUCGACUGA
This is a messenger RNA of Nematocida homosporus, 465 nucleotides long. RefSeq lists its product as uncharacterized. The record is from RefSeq and is a predicted model, not a curated record. NCBI's taxonomy places the organism in Eukaryota, Fungi, Microsporidia. The coding region runs from base 1 to 465 and encodes 154 amino acids. The transcript has a single exon.